AGAGCUCCGGGCCACAUGGAAAGUUUGCUAAGAAGCCUGUGGAGCAGGCUUUUCUGCUCUCCUUCUGAGUCUGUUACGAAGCUGCAAUUUCCAUUUCUACAGAUGUCCUGAAAUUUAAAUCAGCACAGGUUUUAGGAUUAUAAAGGAUACUUAAGAUUGUAAAAGAUUAUUAAGAAAAACACAUAUUUUAUAUGCAUCAUCGUAUUUCCUGUGAAGAAUAAUAGUUAAAAACAUAAUAGAAUGGAUUGCUGCUUCCUCAAACUCUGGAUGCUGGUAAUUCUUCUCCUCUGGCCUUGCCUUGCGCUUGCAGAAAACUUGAAAGCACAGAAGCCUCAGUCAGCAGCAGCAUCUCCUGGAAGAGUUAAGCGUGGCUGGGUAUGGAACCAAUUUGUUGUACCAGAGGAAAUGGAACCUAAUCAACAUGUCGGACGGUUAAGAUCUGAUUUAGAUGAUGGAAAUAGCUCUUUCCAGUACAAGCUGUUGGAAACUGGAGGUGGAGCUGGAAGCUUCAGCAUCGAUGAACGAACAGGUGACAUAUUUACCACUCAGAAACUUGAUAGAGAGAAACAGUCACUCUACAUCCUGAGAGCCCAGGUAAUAGACACCAUCACUGGAAAGGCUGUGGAACCUGAGUCUGAGUUUGUCAUCAGAGUUUCGGAUAUCAAUGACAGUGAACCAAAAUUCCUAGAUGAACCUUAUGAGGCCGUUGUACCUGAGAUGUCUCCAGAAGGGACAUUUGUUAUCAAAGUGACAGCUACUGAUGCUGAUGAUCCUGCCAGUGGCUAUCAUGCCCGUCUCCUCUACAACUUAGAACAAGGCCAACCAUAUUUUUCUGUUGAACCCACAACAGGAGUCAUAAGAAUAUCUUCUAAGAUGGAUAGAGAGCUGCAAGAUACAUACUAUGUAAUUAUUCAAGCCAAAGACAUGCUUGGUCAAUGGGGAGCCUUGUCUGGAAAAACAACUGUAUCAAUUAAGCUAUCAGAUAUCAAUGACAACAAGCCAAUAUUUAAAGAAAGUUUCUACCGCUUCACUGUCUCUGAAAAUGCACCCACUGGGACAGCAAUUGGAAAAAUUAUGGCAUAUGAUGAUGAUGUAGGAGAGAAUGCAGAAAUGGACUACAGCAUUGAAGAGGACAAUUCACAAACAUUUGACAUCAUCACAGAUAAUGAGACCAAAGAAGGAAUAGUUAUACUAAAAAAGAAAGUGGAUUUUGAGCGCCAGAGCCACUAUGGUAUUAGAGGUAAAGUUAAAAAUCGACAUGUGGAUGAACAGCUUGCACACGCCCAUACCAAUGCCUCCACAACCUACAUUAAAGUCCAAGUGAAAGAUGAGGAUGAGCCUCCGGUUUUCCUCCUUCCAUAUUAUAUAUUUGCAAUUUCUGAAGGAAAGCCACAUGGAUCAUUUGUAGGGAUAGUAUCUGCCAUGGACCCAGAUGAAAGAAAUUCUCCUAUCAGUUAUUCUCUCACCAGAAACAAAGUGUUCCAUAUCAAUGAUAAUGGCACAAUUGUCACCACAGAUCUGCUUGACAGGGAGGUCAGAUCUUGGUACAACCUGAGUGCCACAGCUUCUGAAACAUAUAACACACAGCAAUUCUCCUCAGUUCCUGUGUAUGUGCAAGUUCUUAAUGUCAAUGAUCAUGCUCCUGAGUUAUUUAAAUACUAUGAGAGCUAUGUUUGUGAAAAUGCUGAAUCUGGUGAGACAAUUCAGACCAUCAGUGCAAUAGACAGAGAUGAAUCUGUAGAAGAUCAUCAUUUCUACUUUAAUCUAUCUGUGGAAGACACAAACAACUCAAGUUUUACUCUCACUGACAAUGAAGAUAACACAGCUGUCAUUUUGACUAAUAGAGCUGGUUUUAGUCUUCAAGAAGAGCCCGUGUUCUACAUGACUAUCCUAAUUGCUGAUAAUGGAAGCCCAUCUCUUACAAGCACAAACACCCUUACUAUAUAUGUCUGUGACUGUGGUGGCAAUGGAAGCAAAGAGACCUGUGCCAAUAAGGGACUUCUCUUUACCAUGGGAUUCAAGACAGAAGUUAUUAUUGCUAUUCUGAUCAUCACUGUGGUAAUAUUUGGGUUUAUCUUUUUGAUGUUGGCUCUGAAACAGCGAAGAAAGCAAACUCUGUUUCCGGAGAAAAGUGAAGAUUUCAGAGAGAAUAUAUUCCGCUAUGACGAUGAAGGGGGUGGGGAAGAAGAUACAGAGGCCUUUGAUAUUGUAGAGCUGAGAAGCAGCACAGUCAUGCGGGAAAGAAAGACUCGGAGGACCAAGAGCGCCGCCGAGAUCAGGAGUCUGUACAGGCAGUCUCUGCAAGUGGGGCCAGACAGCGCCAUAUUCCGAAAAUUCAUCCUAGAGAAACUAGAAGAAGCCAACACUGAUCCGUGUGCUCCUCCCUUUGAUGCAUUUCAGACCUUUGCCUUUGAGGGUACAGGGUCAUCAGCUGGUUCUCUUAGCUCCCUAGGAUCGGCAGCUACUGAUGGUGAUGAUAAUUUUGACUACCUUAAUGACUUGGGACCUCGUUUUAAAAGACUAGCGUGCAUGUUUGGUUCUGCGGUGCAAGCAAACAAUUAGGGAUUAAUACCAUCACACAAAAGUACUGAGGGGUAUUUGGACAAAACGGCAGCCUUUUCAUAGUUCUCUGCCAUGUCUUUCCUUUAAGUAGGAGCCCAGGUUUAUACUCGUAUGAUCUUUUAAAGUAAAUACUCAUGCUUAUUCCAACUUCAACACAGACUUUGAGAUGAUUACUACCAAUCAAGUCUCAGAUGCCAGGGCAAGUCGACUGUGGUUUGUCACAAAGUCUUCAGUUAUUAUCAUCCAAAGCAUAUUCUCAAAACUGUUGAAUAAUAUUCUUAAAAGAUAUCAAAUAAAGCCAGAUGCAUAUUAUUUUAUUAUACAUUAUUUUACAAGGUAAGAGCGCUGUGAUACUUACAAUACACGUCUAAAAAAUUUAACAUCUUGGAGACUCAGAGUUUAUGUAAAGGCUUAAAAACUUUUUUUGUUAUUUUUGAGACAGGGUCUCCCGGUAACCCCUGGGACUGGCUAUGUAGACCAGGCUCUACUGGAACUCACAGAGAUCUGUCUGCGUCUGCUUCCCGAGCCCUGGGACCAAAAGCAUUUGCCAUAACG
Molecule: messenger RNA, 3117 nt
Organism: Nannospalax galili (Upper Galilee mountains blind mole rat)
Lineage: Eukaryota; Metazoa; Chordata; Mammalia; Rodentia; Spalacidae
Gene: Cdh19
Product: cadherin 19
Exons: 12
Coding region: 241-2562 (773 amino acids)
Biological process (GO): adherens junction organization; cell-cell junction assembly; homophilic cell-cell adhesion
Cellular component (GO): plasma membrane; catenin complex; adherens junction
Molecular function (GO): calcium ion binding; cadherin binding
Source: RefSeq, a predicted model, not a curated record